Solanum verrucosum is the source of this 1085-nucleotide messenger RNA. Its product is annotated as protein GAMETE CELL DEFECTIVE 1, mitochondrial-like. The transcript is spliced from 3 exons. The record is from RefSeq and is a predicted model, not a curated record. The coding region runs from base 1 to 936 and encodes 311 amino acids. NCBI's taxonomy places the organism in Eukaryota, Viridiplantae, Streptophyta, Magnoliopsida, Solanales, Solanaceae.
AUGAACCCGGUCCGCAAACUCUCAUCAACCUUUAUCAUAAACUCCACCUUCUCCGCGGCCGUCCGCCGGCGGUUGUCGACCAAAAGUGGCAACGAUGAAUGGAACGACGCAUGGGAAGCUGCGUGGCUUCCCGACGAUCUUUCUGGAAAGAAUCGAGCUCCAUGGGAAGCCGACGUAAAUUUUGCACUUUCCGACGAUACCAGCAACACUACCGAAAAUAUCCAAAUUGAGUCUAGGGUUCCGGAAGUUGAUACGGAAACUAAAGCCUUUGUGGAGGAUAUGAAUGAGAAUUGGCACUUAAGAAAGGGGAAGCAGCAGAAAAAUGGCGGUGAGGGCAUAAAUAUCAACGAAAAUGAAAGUUCGCUUUAUAGUUUGGAGAAUAUAAAGAGGGAUUAUAGGUUGAAGAAGCAGAGAGUGCAUGCUGGUUUGUGGUUGAAGGAGAUUGAGAAGAUGGAAGAGACUAAGCUAGGAGAUUCUAUUGGUGGUAACGGCAAUGCUGAUGAUAUUGAAAAAUUUCUGGAUAGCUGUUCAGAGAUUUUUGAUUCACCUAAUGAUGAUUCAAGCAAUUCAAACACGACUUCUGAGUUCAAAAACAAACCUGAUGGCUGGGAAACCACUUCAAAAACACAAGAUGGGAAUAUAUGGGAGAUGUCGCAAAGAGAAGAAGAUAUCUUAGUCCAAGAAUUUGAACGCCGAAUUGCAUUCAACAAAUUCCAGAUUGCCAGUUUUAUUAAAACCCAUAUAUUUAGUCGGAGGAGGCCUAUAGAUGGUUGGAAGUAUAUGAUAGAGGAGAUCGGUCCAAAUGCCAGAAAAGGGAAGGGCAGUGUUUCAAGGUUACCGAGUAUAGCAGAUGCAUCAACUCGACCUUUCAGGGAGGAAGAUACAUCGUCCCACACUACUUUCCCCUCUAAUCGGGGGAGGACUGAAAGGAGGUAGCAUUUUGUAAAUUCUUAUUCUUAGAACAGAGUGACAUUGCCAAAUCUGGGUAUGCAUGUUGUAAAAUUAGUAUUGAACUUGUAAGUUGUAUUGAAUUAACAGAAAUUUCCACAGGCCCUAUUGGUGAAUAGAAAAUUAUUUUCUUUUCC